GACGGCUCUGGACACGGUCCCCAGUGAGGAACCUGAGCCCAGGUGAGUGGGAGAAGAAACACAAAAGCCAGAGCUGAAGGUGCCAGCUCUCACACUCAUCACAACUGUCUGUCACGAAAACACAGAGGAGGGGCCCAGGAAUGUGAUCAGCGAUAAAGCUCCAGGUUCUUCAAUCUAUAAAAGACCCUGAGAAGCUGAACAUCCUUCACACAGGUUUUAGCUGUAGACACAGGUCGUGUUGAUAAGAUGAAGGCCAUGCAGGUGAUUUUCGUGACUCUGCUGUCUGUUCUGGCAGCCAGCGCUCAGAUCUUUAAGUUCGGGAAAUGUCCCAAACCUGCCGUUCAGGCCAACUUCGAUGCAACCAGGUACAUUGGUCGGUGGUAUGAGAUCAUGAAGCUCCCAACAGCCUUCCAGAAAGGCGAGUGUGGCACCGCCACCUACAGCCUGAAGAGUCCUGGAGUCAUCGGAGUCCUGAACAGGGAGCUGCUGGACGAUGGAACCACUAAUUCUAUCGUUGGCUCUGCCAAGGCUAAGAACCCCGCUGAGCCUGCCAAGCUGGAGGUCUCCUUCUUUGAAUCAUCCCCCCCCGGUCCCUACUGGGUGCUCUCCACUGAUUACCUCGGUCACUCUCUGGUCUACGGCUGCACCGACUUCGGCCUGUUCCGCAUGGAGUUCUCCUGGAUCUUGAGCAGGGAGCCCACCCUCUCUGAGGAGACCAUCGAGGAGCUGCACAGCAUCCUGUCCUCCAACGGAGUCAAUGUGGACAAGAUGGCCUCCACCAACCAGGACACAGAGUAUUGCAGCGCCAUGAUCCAGUAAACAGAAAUACUCCUGUUUCAGAUGCAGGACGACAUGGAGUCAUGACAUGGCUCACUGAGAGGAGUGUGCAGUAGAUAUCGCUCUGUUGAAGUUGUGCAAAGUCAAUGCAAUAAACCUGAAGAAAGAAAUUCA
Paralichthys olivaceus (Japanese flounder) is the source of this 951-nucleotide messenger RNA. The record is from RefSeq and is a predicted model, not a curated record. Lineage: Eukaryota; Metazoa; Chordata; Actinopteri; Pleuronectiformes; Paralichthyidae.